UUUAACGUUGAACUGAAAACAGGUCGUUUAGUAACUAACAACAAAACUAAAAACUAUAAGGUUGUGCUGAAUUCUAAUACAUUGUCCUGAUAAAGCGUUAAAAAGUCCACAUCUAUUUACAUAUAUAUACAUAUAUAUACUUGAAGUGUUGCUCUAUAGUCAAAGAAUGGUUAGCAUUUGCGCAAAGUAUAUAAAUAUACAUUUCCGUAUAGAUGGAUAAAAACUUUGUAAUAUCUCUAUAACUAAGAAAAGUUCUGUAUGUUCCUGCCAGCCAAAAGCAAAUGGUAGAACAAUUGCUCGGAGUUGAAUUCAUCUCAACUUUCAAAGGAAAAAUCAUGUGUCGUUCUAACUGAAAACUUUUUAAAAAUCGAGCAACAACGUGGAACUGCCAUGUUUGGCAGAUAAAAUACUACAGCGCAAAAAAUCCAUAAUUAAAUACUAACAUUUGCAAAACAGUUAGCGCGUGAUAAUAUUUAAUAUAUACAUAAUCAACAGGAUAUAUUUUAAAUGUUAUGCUAAAUAUGAAAACUUUGAAACCCAAAUACGCACCAUAGUAAAAUACUAUGCAUAUUAAGCGAAAACGAAUAAUUAACCGCGAAAAAAAUACCGAAUGUUUGGGCAAAGGUGUAGUGAUUGAAUAAAAUGCCAAAACUUGUGCGGCAACGUACGAAUUCUUUUGCCUGCAGUUGAAAAGUGUAAAAAGACGCCAUUUGAGUUGACUUUGAAUAAGUUUUGAAAGAAGCAGUCAAAUACUAGUGUCCGUGCUGUCAAUCGAAAAGGAACAUUAAAGUUUGAAAUCAAAUAUAAUAAAAUUAAUCAUGUUGCCCGCCAAUGUGGGAACUGUAAAUCCCCAACGAGAAGUGCCCAAGACGAUGUCGCCUGUAAAAUCAUUCAGCAACAAGGCAACGGCCACGGUCAAGCAGCCCGAGGAGAUGCGUUUUGUGCCCAUUGCCCCAAAGCCAGCCAAACCCUGUAAUAUAACUAAUAACUUUAGCAACACUAAAAAUAACUACAAUAAUAACAGCAGUAAUACUUGUAAAUUUAAUAGUAAAAUUAGUAAAAAAAUUAACAAUAAUGCAUCGUCUGCUAUUAAACCGAAACUAACGCCAAUAAAUGUGGUACCGAAGCCAUUCAAAACUAAUUUUAACCAUAAUCAUAAUUUAACAGCACCAGUGCCGCCUCUUAUACAAUUGGUUAGUAAUGGACCCAAUGGGAAUGCCAGUUCUCUGCUCUCAAUAUUGACACCCAAAACGCUGCUCAAUCCCACUUGCACCAAGACCAAUGUCCAGACGGUUGUACCUGCACAGGGUAAUCCACAGUUGCAGUUGCAGUCACAACCACAACCACAGGCACCGCCACAGUCCCAGCCACAGCCACAGCCACAGGCACAAGCACCGCCUAUGCUCAUACGAUCGGCCACCACGCUGGCUACCGUGCCGACGCAGCAACUACAACCACAGCAGCAGCAACAACAACAACAACCACAGCCGCAGCAGCAACAGCAGAAGCAACAACAGAAUCAGCAGCAACUCCAGCAAAAUGCUGCCAUGCACAAUAGUCCGAUUCAGUCAUCAGGGACAGCUGCCGUCUCAACUCAGACGCAAUUGAUAAAUAUGGUGGCUGCCAAAGGUUCACUUAAAACGGCCGCAGCUGCGCCAGCCCAAAUUUCGUUGCUGUCGAAAAAACAAACUCCGGUUAUAUUGAGCAAGGCCGCUGUGGAGAAAAUCCGAUUGAAAUUUGGUCAGGUGCAGGCACAGGCUAAUUCCGGGGCGCUCGUCUUGACCAAACCACUGAAGGCCAAUUGCAACCAGAACGGCAAUCAAAACGCUAACAAAAACAACAACAGCAACAAUUUGAACUCUAAGUCACCGCCUGGCACUGGGUCCAGCUGCAUGCCCACGGCAACGAACACUCCUCCUAUGCCUCCGCUGGUGCCCACUUCGAUGCCCACAUCCAUGGCAAUGGCCACCAACGCUUUGCCAGAGAUCAAGAUUACUCCACUACCCGCAGCUCCAGCAAAUAGCACCAAAAUUAUGAAAGUACAACCAAGUCCUAUGGCUGUAAUUGUGCCAGUGACGCCCGCCCCGCCACUAGCGCCAACAGUAGCAGCAAUCGUGCCAGCAGGAACACCGCUAACAACAAUCGCAAAAUUAACUCAGUCACAUGAGCAACUGGGCUCGCCCAAGCUGCAGCGCUCCAAAUCGUUGGCCGGCAGUGAAGAGAAUGCGACAAUCAUUUUGUUACAAAACAAUGCAGCGGAGCGACGGCACUCGGUGGCCAUUAUGGCCAAGGAGGUGGAUGUAGUGGAGCAGCCAACUCAUAUAGAAACCAUAACUAUAGACGACGAUGACAGUGAGGAGGAAAAGGAGGCAGAGGAAAGGCGGAAACAGCAAGAGCAACAGAAGCAACAGCAACAGCAGCAACAGAAGCAACAGCAACAGCAGAAGCAACAGCAGAGAGAACAACAUCAGCAACAGCAACAGCAGCAGCAACAAGGAGUGCAGCAAGCAGCAACUCCAAUAAUUUCAGUUUCAGCUUCGAGGAAAAACUCAACAGCCAGUCGGAGUAGCAGCAUUGCAAGUAGCUGCAGCAGUGAUGUGGAAAUGAUCAUUCUGCCAUGCAGUAAACCGGAGGAGCCGAAGCAACCCAAGCAGCAGCCGCUGGAAAUAAAGCAUCCAGGCAAUGGUGCCAUCAUCAACAUUGUUAAAGCGGAAACAUUGCCGGUGACUAAAGAGGAAUUUGAGAAGUCGUUGCGCUGCGAUGAGCUUAUGGAUAACAGCUCACCUUUGUCCGUCUGUGCGAGCAAUGUGGCCAAGUCGGGAACCAUCACGAUAACACCCAUUUCACGACUGCAAAACAAAAGUGUUGACCUGGUGCCAAAUGUUGCUUUUGCAUUGAGCACCUUCAAGCGCAGCAUGCAACAGAAUUUCAGCAUGCUGCGCUGGCGGGACCAGCAGCCAAGCAUGCUCCAGAAUUCUAAAAUGCGCUUCGAACUGAAUCGCUACAAUUUACUGCAGCUGGCAGAGCGAUGUGAACCACGUCAAGGUCCAGCUGAAUACUUUGAGAGAUCUCUCUUUGAUCGACCUGUGCGCCGACCGAACAGCAACAGCGAUCCAUUGCUCUACUUAUGCUCACGGUGCAAUUGCCAUGGACCCGCCUCUGAUUUUCUGGCACCAAGAUUUUGCUCGAUUAGUUGCGUGCGACGCGUUCCCAAACGUCGCCAGCUUAAUCCGCCCAGCGCUGCCAGCGAAAACAAAAUAAGUCGCAUGGAGCCAAGGGCAACGAAUGGUCAUGUACAGAAUCUGCAUCAGCAUCAUCAGCAGCUCCAGCAGCUGCAACAACAACAGCUACAACUAGAGCUGCAACAACAGCUACAGCUGCAGAAGCAAAAUCGUGAAAAGGAACGCUGUCGUGAGCCUAGAUUAAACGAAUCGAAGCCAAUAUUUAAAUGGACCGAAUAUCUGAAAAUGAAAGGCAAUGGUGGUGCGGCGCCAAUACAUCUCUUCCCAAAUCCGUUUCCUAUUAGCCCCAAUCAGUUUAAGCUCGGCAUGAAAUUGGAGGCCAUCGAUCCCGAGAACUGUUCGCUCUUCUGUGUGUGCACCAUUGUCGAAGUGCGUGGCUACCGCUUGAAGCUCAAUUUCGAUGGCUAUCCGAGCAUGUAUGAUUUUUGGGUCAACGCUGAUUCAAUGGACAUUUUUCCGCCGGGCUGGUGCGAACGAACCUCGCGUGUACUCCAAGCGCCCAAAGGUUAUUGCUCGGAUAAAUUUAACUGGCAUCGGUAUCUGUCGAAAACAAAUGCUGAAGCAGCACCUGCAAUACUCUUCACCCAUCUGAAAACAUCCAGCCAUACGCAGAUAAAUGACUUCUGUGUGGGCAUGCACCUGGAGGCGGAGGAUUUAAAUGAUACGGGCAAGAUAUGUGUAGCCACCGUUGCGGAUAUACUAGAUGAACGUAUACGCGUACAUUUUGAUGGCUGGGAUGAUUGCUACGACUUUUGGGUGCACAUAAACUCGCCCUAUAUCCAUCCCUGCGGCUGGCAUGAUGGUCGCCAGCAGCUGAUCGUGCCACCCGACUAUCAGAAUCUUACAUUCAACUGGGCGAGCUAUAUUGAAGAAACGGGAGGCAUUGCAGCCCCCGAAAGAUUAUUCAAGCCACGCGAACCCAUGGAGUUUCAAGCACGCAUGAAACUCGAGGUAGUCGAUCAACGUAAUCCCUGCCUGAUACGUCCAGCGACAGUGAUCACACGCAAGGGCUAUCGCAUUCAAUUACAUCUGGAUUGCUGGCCUGCAGAGUACUAUUUUUGGCUGGAGGAUGAUAGUCCAGAUCUACAUCCGAUCGGUUGGUGUCAGGCUACCUCACAUGAGCUGGAAGUUCCGCCCAACUUCAAGCAGGAUCCCCCGCUGAUGCCGUGCGAUGUGCCAGGCUGUCGUGGGUUCGGAAACGCCAAACGCUUCAAUCUCAACAUGCAUGCCCUGCGCGACUGUUGUCCUUAUGCGCCGGACAACUGGCGGCAGUGGCGUGCCAAGACGGUAAAGCCGCCACGUGUCCUUCCCGAGCAUAUCAAGCGAGCAGACUCACCAAUGCCACAGUCGCCGUCGCCGUCACCCUCACCUUCCAUGUCGCAGUCCCAAUCGCAGUCACCAUCAUUGUCGCCGUCGUUGUCCUCUUCGCCGUCACAGUCGCGAUCGUCUCCAAGGCCGCAGACUCACGUACAGGAUUCCUCAGCGAGUUCAACAUCGCAGUUAAACUCGGAUUCGAAGCUAGGAACCAAGGGAAAUGCGCUUAAAAAAGUGGACACACCACGACCGAGCUUAGAUUCGAAGCCACCGGCAAACAUAAGGCGCGAUGUAAAAACACCGUUACCCACUGAUACCAAGGUCAAAACAGCCCCAGCUGGACAGGGCGAACUCAAUCCGCGCUGCCUAGCUAUAGCCAAGAGCAUUGUGACGGAAUAUGGGCCACAUCUUGCACGCAAUUAUCGCCUGUGGCAACGGAACAGCGACUUUGAUAUGACGCAGCUGAGGAGCAAUCCGCUCUACUGGACCAACUGGGACGUCUAUGAGUUUGUGGAGCGAGCGCUCAAAUCCUCCAGCAUUGCGAAAAUGCUUUUCGAUGAAGAAAUCGAUGGGCGAGCUUUGCUAAUGUUGGGACGAAAAGAUUUGACAACCUACUUUAAGCUGAAAGUGGGACCCACGGUCAAGCUAUUCUCGCUGAUAGUCAAUCUGCGCAUUGCGGUCGCAUGUAAAUUUCAGACCAAGGAGACGGGUCUCAACAUUAAGCAAUUUAAAAAGUCGAUCAAAACUGCAAAACGUGAGCCGCUAGACAACAGCAGAAAAGCUUAUGCUGAUAACCCUAUGGUGGCAACCACAAACAACCUGAAGCAGAACAAUGCUGUAGAGCGGACGCCUGAAAAGCAAGAAGAAUCAGAGGAAGAGGAAUCAGAGGAGGGAGAAGAGGAGGAAGAAGUCGAGGAAGAGGAGGUGGAGGCGGAGGCAGAUGACGAAGAUGAUGCAGAUUUUGAAUUUAAGGAAGAACCAGAUGAAGAGUUAACAGACGAUGAGGACGUUAUGCUAGAUAGUGAAGACUUCCUUUGCGUCAAACCAAUACACGGGAUGAUAAAAAAUGGGGCCGUUGAUGAGAAGGACUCGGAUGUCAUUAUGACUUCCGUGGAUGCACUGCCUGUGAGUGCUUCCUAGGGGUUAGUAUAUGGGCUGUCAAACGGGGAACACGAAAGGGGAAGGAUAGUUCAGCAUGCUCCUAUUCCUUUUCCUGUUCCUCUUUUGCAAAAGAAGGAAGAGGCAGACGAAUUUGAUUUCUAUGAUAAAGAAUCAAAACAAAAGCAAAACUCUGACUGUGUCUCCGAAUCUGCAUCGGACUAUAGCUCGCACUCGGAUUCGAGCUCAGACUCGGAUUCCCUGGCUGUGCUGCCCCUAACUGCAUCAUAGGGUUUAUUUUACACGGCGGCAAAUGAGGAGCAUGAAGAGGAAUGAAAAACUAAUCCUCCCUUUCCGCAGAAGGAGGUUGAAGUCAGGCGAACUUGAUGUUGCCAUUGAUUGUAAAGAAACAGAUCAAGGGCAAACGUAUGACGAGGACGUUAAGUUGGACAACGAAGAUUUCCUAUGCGUUAAGCCCCUAUACACAGUAUGGUCAAGAGAAAGCGGCCACUUAAAGAUAUGGAGUCGGACUCGGACUUUGACUCGGACUCCCUGGAUGCGCUGAUUGUGACUGCAUCAUAGGGAUCCAUCCGUCCGACAUCAGCCAUUAUGUUUCCAAUCCCAUUUAGAUUUUAAGUCCAUCAAAUCAACUUUAACUAUGGAAAAUCAGUCUAGUUAGUUGAUCUAUUUAUAUAAGGUUUGUUGCGUUGGAUCGUUUUCAAUCAAUUAAUAUUGUGUAUUCUAUUGAUAUGGUAACUAAUCUUUAAGCGUUUCAAUUAAAGUUAAUGUAUAAAAGUUA
This is a messenger RNA of Drosophila mojavensis, 6453 nucleotides long. RefSeq lists its product as uncharacterized. Bases 819 to 5696 code for a protein of 1625 amino acids. Gene Ontology annotation, cellular component: nucleus. The transcript is spliced from 6 exons. The record is from RefSeq and is a predicted model, not a curated record. Gene Ontology annotation, molecular function: sequence-specific DNA binding; zinc ion binding. NCBI's taxonomy places the organism in Eukaryota, Metazoa, Arthropoda, Insecta, Diptera, Drosophilidae. Gene Ontology annotation, biological process: regulation of DNA-templated transcription.